CGGGAUUACUCAGUCAGUCAGCCGCGAGCCGCGGUGAACUGAAGGUGUGGUGAGUGUUUCUGUGGGCCGACGGGCCAAAAAUGGCGGAGCGUACGAAGACGACAGCCCCGGCCACCCGGCCCGUUCCUAUGAAGCUGUUUGCCACUUGGGAAGUGGAUUGUACUGCACCAAACUGUAUACCCAGGCUGUGCUCCUUGACUUUGACCCGUCUGGUGAUUUUACGGCCAUUAGGCUCUGAUUUAACCUCGAUCAGCAUCGCGGUGAAAAUGCAGAGCUCGAAGAGAACCCUACGUUCAAACGAGAUGGCCAUUCCCAGCGGUGGCAUGCUGGACACUGAACUCGAGCUCCAAUUCGCCCUUCAGUAUCCACAUUUUCUCAAGAGGGACGGUAACAAACUGCUGAUACAGCUUCAGAGGAGAAAACGCUAUAAAAAUCGCACCAUGCUCGGAUACAAGACUCUAGCUGAGGGAGUGAUCAACAUGGCUCAGGUUCUCCAGAAGCAGAUGGACCUGGAGUUGGAGCUGGUGUCGGACAAGGCUGAAAAAUAUGGCGGACAUUCGGUCGCGCUGGCUCGCGUGAGCGUCGUCGCGCUCAGCUCUCAGCCGGUCGACCAGGACAAAAGACUGAACGACCCGAAUGAGAGGCUCUGUCCCGAAUAUAGCGACGAGGAGGAAGAGUUCAGUUCAGAAGGCGAGGCGGAAGGCAGCGACAGCGAGCCAACUCUUGAGAUGCACAGGCGGAAGAGUCGGGGAAAGAUUCCGACGAAUGCCAGGCAAAGAAAUUUGAAGCAAAAAUUCAUAGCUCUGCUGAAAAGACGGUUCAGGGUAUCCGAGGAUUUGGAUCAAGAUCAAGAGGAAAUCGGGCAGAAGCUUUCAGAGUCGUUAACUGGAUUUGUUAAAGGCGCAGAGAUGGAAAUCGAAGAACUGUUCGAUGAACUGGAAGAUUUGUCCGACAGUGGUCCAGAAUUGGACACCAUGUCGGUCAGUAGCACACCCAAGCCAUCCCUUCGACCUUUCUUCAGUUCUAGUCGAUCUCUCCUCGCUCCUCCUCAUUCCGUAGUAACCAACGAGGAGACCGGAAGUACUCCUGCGACAGCCAUAGGUCAACAGAGCGCAGGUCAGCCAACUAAAGAGAAACAUCGUAUCGGACACACUACUCCAGAGCGCGGAGUGGAUAGGCAAAGCGACGAUAGUUCACGAAGAGCGGACAGCGAUUCACAUCCGGAGAAUUGGACAGAUCACGAGGCGAACGAUCCUCCGAAUUACGUGACGGGUUCGCCACCGAAAUCAGAGCAGCACAACAAGACCGAAAGUUCCGAUAAAAGGAGCAGGCUUUUUACUCGCGACAGAGGUGCACCGGGCACCAACAAGUCUAAAAAGCAUAGCCUCAGCGUGGAUCUGAAACCUCCUGCUGACUUGAAUAGUUCCGAGCCAAGAAAAGCGUUAGUUGAGCAAUUAAGCCGGGUUUUACCGGAUGACAGUUUGCCGGAUGCUGUGUCGUUGGUAUCGUUAGCUGAUCCAGGUGCGGCUGUCUUAGCUACAAGACUUCAAGAAAGAAAUCACAGAGUUCUGACGACUGCUUCUCCAGCAGACAUUCGUGCCACAUUCACGUGUUUAGUCACGCGAAUACAAAAAUUUUGUAACAGUUCCGCUAAGCCACCAGCACCGAUCAAAGUGGUGAUCGCUGGUGGAGACAGUUUCGUAAACGCAGUGCUUCGCCAUUACGUGGAUCAGUUAAGUUUUCGACCGCAAAAUUAUCUGAAAUUCUUCGUCGUACCUCUUGGCUCGAAUACAUUGUCUAAGUACCUUAGCUCGAUAGACGCAAAAUACUCGAUGCUAUUUGGCGAUGAGUGGAAAGAAUUGUUGGAAAGAGAGGGUGGUGGCGCAAGCGAGGGUGCGGCUAGGGUUUCGGAGUAUUUGGCAACGGCUGGUACAACCUUGUUGCUACCUAUUGCAGAAGCCAUGGUUACAUACAGAGAAACAGAUGAUAGCAGCCAAAUCUUCAUCCCAUUCAUAAACGAUGUUCGCGUAGGAUGUCCGGAUAGUAGUUCCUCCGCAUCGGUCGAUCUAGAAGAGAGCAAUGUGACCAUGUCUGGCUCACCGCCUUCUCUGCCACCUCCUGGAUUACCUAUUCCACUUCCGGGCAGGUUAACACCACCCAGUAGCCCGAACGUUGGUCAACCAACGAGGGAAGGUUGGGAACCAGUUGAGUUACAACUCGAUUAUUGGAGCAAACAUACACAGGGUGAAAAGGGCAAGAAUACAUUGAGACAGGCGUUCAGGGCGUUGCACGUUCAAAGACUUCCGCCUCAUGGAGAGACUCCUGGUCAUUAUUUAUCCAUGAAUUACACAACAAAGGAGAAAAAACAAAAAAUAAUGAGAUUGGGUAAAAAGAAAGAAAAAGAAAAAGAAAAUGAGCCAAAGAGUCAAACGGUCGAAGGCGUGACACGACUUAUAUGCUCUGCGAAGACUCACAACAUUCCAUUAAGAGUGAGUAUCGAUGGUACUGAAUGGUACGGUGUGAAAUUCUUCCAACUGUCGGCGCAGUGGCAAACGCACAUCAAGACGUUCCCGAUAGCCAUGUUGGAGUACAGUCCUCAGCAGCAAACCCCCAACACCACGUAAAUAUUUUCCUCGUUUCCGUCAGAGGCCAGACGUUUUGCCAGAUUUCGUUUGUGUUCAUGGAUAUUGCCAAUUAGGAUCAUCAGCUUAGCUUAUCGUGCAAUACCCGAUAACCAUCAAAUCCUCGAAAUUGAAAAAAAAAAAAAAUCACAAUAAAGAAACAUAGUACGCGAUAGAAUGCAAGUUUAUACUGUGGACAAUCUGCUACUUUAAAACCGGAAGUCGUUGGAGCUAAUUCAGGCAAGUAUUUGAAUGCUGCCUUUCGUUUCAAUUUAAUUACCUCAAUUAACAUUGUUUCUCUUUAUUCUUUAAUUACACUCUAACUAUUGUUUUUUUUUAUUAUCUGGAAUUUAUUUUUCUAAAAAAAAAAAUCUUUGUUUUAAUCUCCAAACGAAAAAAGAAAGAAAAAAAAUUCUUCUUGCGUAAAAAUUGCCAAGAGUACGCGAGUAGCAAUUGUUACUUCAAACUGAAGUGUAUUGAAACAAUGGUAGGCAUGGUUAACACAUAUCGUAUUAGAAUUAAUAUAGAUAAUUCGAUGAUGGAUUUCGUUGGUUAUGGGAAUGCCACAAACGUAGUAAUGGAAACAUGUCUUUUUGAACAUGAUAUUUAAAGAAUGCAGAAGCAUCAUACACGUCUGAUACAAUAAUCGAUUUUUCUAAAAGGGGAAAACAUGUAUGAAUCGUAUUGUAGCGAUUAAUAUAAAGGAUUCGUUCGAAUCAGAUCCACCUCUCCCAAUUCUCUGCCGUCGACGCGUGUACAUAUAGGAUUUUAUAAAGGACGAGAAUAGAAAAAUCGAUCGGUUUCGUUGCAAGUCGUACUGAUAUAUACAUAUUUGCUAAGAUAGAUCUUCGUCUGAAUCGCAAGGUAGCGAGCAGAGAUUAAGCGUUAAAUUAUGUAUUUAUUUAAUUAACGUGUAUUCUAUAUAUAUAUUAUAUAUACGAUCGCAUAUAGCAAUGGAGCAUAGAGCGACGUUAUUGAAAAAAAGUCUGUGAUACAGGCAAACAUUUCUCUUAGCGCACAAACAUGUUGUUUAGAGAAAGAUGACUGUGUAUAAUUUCGCUGAUUUAAACGAGAAUAAUCGAAGGGAAAUAUCUUCUUUAAAAAUAAAUAAAGGGAAAUAAAAGAGAAGUGGAAAAGAAAAAAAAAAAGAUAACACGAUGACGAUGAUAAUAUACGAUGAUGAAUAGCUCAUAGUUAUUAUACUCCUUUUCUCGUUUAAGAUUUCGAAAUAUUUUUUGUAUUCCAUUUUAUAGAUUUUUAGCCCCAGGCUGCUCUAGUUUAAAUACUCUAUUUUCAGACUUUAUCAUUUAAAUAUUUUAUUCCCGUUAGAGACAAUUUUCUGACUCCUAACUCUUCGAUGUAAUAUACAGUAAUAUACUCAUUUACGUAUUAUUAUUUAGAAGUUAGGGAAAGAGAAAGUGUGAGAAAGUGAAUAAAUAAUAGAAAUUAUUCAAAAAGACAUAAACAAAGAUAUUAAAAAGAAAAAUAUCGAAUGACUAUGUUUCCCUCCCGUAAUAUCAAGAUGAACACAACUGAAGAAGUAUGUGAAAAAACAGAAUCAAAACAUUCGUGGUGCGUUUUCCUCUUUCUUUUUAUUAUUAUUUUUAUUAAUUAUUUCUUCUCUCCAUUAAGCGAGUUAUGAAUCGAUUAUUUUAUAAUACUUCUUGUUCUUAAAAAAAAAAAAAAAAAAAGAAAAAAGAAUCAUAUCAUGAGAAACGAUAGAAACUAACGAAUAAUUAAUAUUGUCUUAGGAAAAUUGAAAAGAAAAUAUGUGACUAAAUAUAAUUUGCACGUAAUGUACUUUUCGAUUUCUUCCUUUUUUCUAAUUUAAUUGCAAAGGAAAUGAAGAAAAAACAAGAAACAACAGAACAAUUUGUAAUUCAUCAUUUCCAGCGACAUAUAUGUAAAUGCGUCGCGUUGACUGCCUAAUGCCAAAUCGAAAAAACAAAAAAAGAAAUACAAAAAGAAGAAAUAGAAAAAAAAAGGAAAGAAUCGUUUACUCGAUUAUUUGUUUUAAUAAAUUAAAAAAGAAAAAAGACUCUAGAACGCAGGCAUUCUAUGUAAUAUAUAUAUAAAAAAAGAAAAAAAAAAUAUGAUAAUAACGCCUUAGCAAACAGUGGCGAUUUUACGUUUUGCCAAUGUAAAAACAGUAAAAUUUUUCCUGUAUUCAUAUACACACGUGCAUACAUAUUUGCAUAUACAAAUCAUAGUACACAUAUUUCCUUAUCCCUGUUCUUUGCUAGUCUGCAAUUAGUUUGUAACGAGUAUCGAACUGUACAACUCGUAGUCCUACAUCUUUAAAUGCCUGAUAGCAAUAUCCCAUUUUGUGCAAACUCCUCGUGAGAUAGUUAACUUAAAAAGUAGCGUGAGGUAUUUUGCGUUAUAUUGUGAGAUAACGUGUGUACGUGACGAUGUUCUAGAUAGAGUUUGGACCGAAUUGCUUUCAUUUAAUUGUUUAACGCAAGGCGGAUUAAAUUGUUUUAAGAAGAAUGAAAUCAAAGAUGAAAAUGGGGGCGAUAAAGAAAGAAAUUGCUAGCAACAAUUAUAUUAUAUUAUAUAAGAUAUGAUUAAAAAAGUUAAAGAAUUUAAAGAAAAAAAAUGGCAAAAAUUAUAAAAUUUCCAAUUUGACAAAACUUUGAACUUUGAAAUUGUGGUAAUAUAAAUUAUUAUUAUUUUUUUUAUAUUUGUAUAUAUAUUUUUAUAAAUUUUAAUUAAUGUUUGAUUGAUUUAAUUAAAACAUGUAUAUAUCAAUAAAAUUGUUAUUAAAAUGUUAUAUUGCAUGUACAUUGUUUAGAUUAAUUGAAUAUUUGUUUAUUUUUUGCAAUAUUUUUGUAACUUUUGUAUAAUUUUAGAAUAAUAAUUGUUAUAUUAUGACAGUUCUUUCUAUUUAAUAAAAAGAAAUCAAUAUUUCUGAAUUGUGUCAUGAAAAAUAAAGAUGGAAAAUUAACUGUAUAAUCGAACACAGGCAAAUUAAUCAAGCAAAAAGAGAUCUCUGGUAAUCAACAACAUUUAUCCGCAAUUCUCAAAAAAGACUUUUCAACCUGUUCUAGUUUUCUAGUACAGAAUACGCAUUAUCAUGGAAAAAUAAGAAUGCGGUAAACGUGAGAAGUUUGAACGAAAGAAACUGUGCUAUCAGGGCACGCGACGAUGAAAAGCCAACAAAGAGACGUUGUUACGCGCACACGUAUACACGAUAUUAACUGCCUCAGCUUCAUAGAGCAUAUGCUGAAUCGUUAUUCAGUAAUUGAACCUGCCAUACGAUGUAUGUAUAUAUUUCUAUACGUAUACAUAUAAAUGUUUAUGUAUAUAUAAAUAUCAUGUAUGUAUAUACAAGAUAUCCUAUAUUUCUUUCUCAAAAAUAGAAUAUUCUAUGAGUAAAAAUAAAAAGAUGUCAUGUAAAUGUAGACUCAUAAAUGUUUUGUUAAACGGUUAUAACAAGAAAUAUUAAAUAACAAAGAACUGAUUUUUUUUUAAAUACAUUUAUUUAUUAAAAUGACAAAAAAUAGAUAUUGAAAUACGAUAACAUAAAUUUGUUUUUUAAACUUCUAAUUAAAAAAGAUAUCAAGAUGUUAUGAUUAAAUAAAUGUAUAUCUAUUUAUAAUUUUUUAAUAAAAUAUUUCAUCAAUUCAUGUUUAGAUAUCUUUCUUUUUUAUUAAUUUUUACUCAUGGAACAUAUUAGCACAUUUUGCAAAAAAAAAAAAUUGGAACAUCUUAUAUAUGUAUCGUCCCACAAUUUGAAAAAAGCAUUUAAGAAUGUUGCUUCAUAGUUUUGCAUCGUUAUUUCUCUAUCACAAGCGCUUCAAACGAUGUCUCUUAUUAAUGUUCCUUGCUGUUUCGAUAGUUUCAAUAGUUUUGAUCAAAUGCCAAAAAUAAUAACGUACUAACGUACUAAAGCUAAUAAAACAGCGAAUGAUUGAACACCGAAUUAAUUGAGACGUAUUGGUGGAGACUAUGAUUGAAAAUUCAGUUACGAAUUAAGCGCGGAAAGAACACUUCCGGAACAACAUACCGGAAAUGUGACUAUAAACGCAGACUAAAUGUUUAUAUAGUGGUAUGGUUGUAUGAUAUAGUGAGAUUAUAAAAGUUAAUCAAACAUAAUAUUUUAAAAAAGUCAAAAGAGUAAUUUGACAUAUUGUUGACUUGGACAAUAAUCGGAAAUAAUAAUAUUUUAAUAACAUAUUUGUCAUUGUAUUAUAACAUUUAUUUCAAGAUUUUAGAUUGCCAUUAUAAUUGAUUGUAAUUUUUUUUUUUACAAAUUAAAUGCGCGAGUAAAAUUUUAUUUUUCAUUAUAAUCAUCAUAAUUUUAAAUUAAUAAUUUAUAAAUAACUUAUAUUCUGUGACAUUUUUAUAAAAUGCUUUCUAAAAUACUGCGUUAUCAAUUAAUUCUUUAAAUUACAAUCUCACUAUAUUACUUCCAUCUAUUGUACAUAAUAUCUUACGAACGUAUUUACUAUUGAAGCAAAGCAUGUUGACAAACUGGUAUUUCUUUCAAUCCACGAUAACUUGUAAACGAUUUUAUAUGUCGUAAUGUUCCUCGAUCCUUUUUCCUCUUCGUUUCACUUCGCUCCUUCCUUUUUUUUCUUUUUACCGUUAUUUUAUUCAUUCGCCAAUAAACGCUUGCGUUUUUCUUUUCCUUAGCUGAUGUCUCGUCGAAGUUGUGUAAUCGAUAAGCUUUGUAAAACGAGGUUUUUAACCUCCUUAGAAACUUAAGAAAGAGAAAACGUGUGACACGAUUCGUGACACGUGCUCACGGUCUCCGUUCUUCUCCUCUUUGACUCUUCUUAUUCUCUAUCUUCAUCUUUAUCUUCUUAAUUCUAACAUCAAUUUGCAUCAUGUUGCAUAUCGAAUAAAGGAAACAGAGUUCAUUGAAGAAUUCAUUUUCCUAAAGGAUUAGUGCGAACAAGCGUCGAGUCGAAGACUAAUAAGACGAUUAAAGAUUGCUCUCGAUUCUAGUCAAAAAACUCGAAAGAGAAUCGUGCCGAUUUUCUUUCGAAUAAGUUUCGAUACCAACGUGAUACGUGAUUCUCAAUAGGGAUCGAAUUGAAAGAACGAACAACAGUGAUCAAUCAUCACUGUAUAAUAAGCAUCAAAUUAGAAUUUUCUCUGUCCUAUCAUCCUUCUGAAAGUGAAGAUGCGAAUCAUUAUGAUUCCAAGGACCGUGAGCACGUAUUUUGUAAAAGCGUUCUGCUAUGAUAUGUAAUAUUGUUUUCGUCUGUGUAUAAUAUAAUAAGUUUUAACACGUGUGGGCAGUCAGGCCCAAGCUCAAAGCUUACAAUAAUUAAAUGGAGAAAAAAAAAGAGGUAAUUAAUAUAUAUACAUAUGUAUAAAUAUAUAUUGAACGCGUGUUUUUUGGUACCAGCGAUUAAAAGAGAAAAAAAGAAAAAAGAAAACGAUUAAAAAAAAAAUAAUAAUAAUAAGUGAAAAUAAGAGAAGAAAAAUGGAUCAGUUUUUAAAUGUGCCGUUUAAUUUUCACGAGCGUUCUUUAGACGUCUUUAUUGCGCUUACGACGACCGAUGUCUAAACUAUAUAUGUACAUAUGAUUAACUUGUUAUCAAUAAUAUUAGAGAGUUCAAUUAAAAGGGCUGUAAAACGAGUCUCGAGAUUUAGAGGGAAAAAAAGAUUGAGAAAGAACGAGAGAAAUAAGGGAAAGUUUGAACAGAACUUCCGUGUGUAUCUGUUUGAAAAUCAUUUAUUUCAUUUGAUUCUACAUCGUUAUGAGGUCUUUCCUAUUCUUUGAAUAGGAAAUUAAUAUAUUUUCCUAUUUUUUCCUUUUUUCUUUUUUAAUUACAACAAAUUACAAAUCACAGGAAGCUCUGGAAAAUAUGCGAAAAUGAAGUAAAAAGAAAGCAUUAUUUCAUUUUUUUUUUUUACGCAUAAUGAAUAUUAUCAACAAACAGAGAUAAAAGAGAUAAAUAGAAAUUAUGUAAAUUUGUUAAGAUUUGAUACUCAUGUUGAUUAACAUGAUGUUAAGAAUCAUUACAAUAUAGUUCAAAAUUACGCGUUUUACGCGAUGCUAUUUUAUGUUUCCUCUUGGAAUGUGAGAAAACGAAGUACAUAAUUUCUGUACGUGUUAUAUAUCAAAGACAUAAAUACAUAUAUUAAAUAUGCGGAUCUUGUUAUCUAAUAAAUUUCAUUCACGGUUUAAACGAAUAAUUUCGUUUAAAUCUUUAAUGACAUAUGUGAAUGUUUGAUAUUUCUUUCUCUUUAAUUCUUUCAUUCCUAAAUAAUAGCCAAAAAUUUAAUUAUAUCUAUUAAACAAACAAACAAUUUAUACAUUUUAAUAUUUAGAAACAGAAUAGAGAUUGUUUAAAAAAAAUAAAGAAAAAUCUAUCUAUAACUUUUAAUUAGACUAAAUAUUUAUUAAAACUAUUACGAGAAUGAAAGGGUUAAAAGAGAACUUCAGAAAAUACUUAAAGAAAAUAACAAAAAAAUAACAAAAAUAUAUAAAUAUUGUAUCACCACGAGGUCUUUUUGUUAAUCGCCCUGAAAAAGGAUAAAAAAAAUAUUACAUUGUUUAAGAAAAAUGAAAAAGGAUUUAAAAAAUAAUCUCUUUUUUUUCAAACGUGAAUAAUACACACGCAUAAGAUCACCAUUAAAUCAAGAAACAAGAGAGAGAGAGAAAGAGAGAGAGAGAGAGAGAGAGAGAGAGAGAGAGAGAGAGAGAGAGAGCGAUAGAGAGAGAGAAUGAGAGAAGUUGAAAAUAAAUUUCUAAUAAGUGAACGGUAGCCUUUUUUUUAAUUCAACUCCCCUAUUGUUGAUAUAAUGAACAUGAAAUACCUAUAUGUGAUACAUAUUAUUAUAAACGUAAUGUUCGGAUACAGGAUAUCAUUGUUAUUAAUCUAUAGAAUAAUUAGAGACGGCUUGUGUCCUGGGCGUAACACGUAGUCGUUUUAUACUGUGAAUCGCUGUGUAUCGUUGUACAGAAUAUUCUUUUCUUUUUAUACAUAUACAUAUAUACAUGAUUGUAUGUAUAUGUAUAUAUAUCUAUGCAGAAUACAAUAUAAAACGGCAAAAUAGUUUGUAUAGCUUCGUUUUAUAGAGAAAUAUAUAUAUAUAUAUAAUUAUUUAUCUAGUGGCAUCCGCGUGAAUAUAUUUAUAUGAUUUUUAUAUGAUUUAUAUGAUUUUUCAUGAUCAAAGUGAAAAUAUAAAAAGGAAGCGUGUAUAAAGAUCGUUGUUCCAGCGAUGAAACUGAUAAAUUCUCGUCGUGCGAGUGAAUCGUUUAAAGAUCCCUUUAUAUUUACAGAAGACGAGAAACAAGAAAGGCGUUGAUAAUUCGCAGUCGCAUCUCAGGACACAAGUGGAUAUAAUUAGAAAAUAGUGAAGACUUGUGGUAAUAAUUCUGUAUGCUUAGAAAAACGAAAGCAACAAUAAGGAGAAGUUACAAUUUUAAAAGAUAAAAGUGGAAAAAACUAUGUUGUUGAUGUUUGUAAGCUUGAAAUAUAAAUGUAACGCAGUU
This is a messenger RNA of Apis cerana (Asiatic honeybee), 10077 nucleotides long. It is a transcript of the gene KrT95D, whose product is annotated as phosphofurin acidic cluster sorting protein KrT95D. The record is from RefSeq and is a predicted model, not a curated record. NCBI's taxonomy places the organism in Eukaryota, Metazoa, Arthropoda, Insecta, Hymenoptera, Apidae. Gene Ontology annotation, biological process: protein localization to plasma membrane.